UCACAGAGAAAUUUCACACUUGACGUGAUUGCCUGAAAUCUGAGAUGCAUGGAUGUUUCAGAUUUCAAUAUGUUUUAAAUGGAGCAUAUUUAAAUCAGAUUGGAUUGUGCAACAGCUUUUAUGAACUGCCUGAGAUUUUCUUUUUUCCAAAUCAAGUUAUAUUCUGGGCGACUGAGUCUCUCAUUAUGACUCGAAUGACGCACAUAGAGUUAUAUAUGAAGUUUAUGUCACCAGGUGAACGGGAAGGAAACUAUGGACGCCGAGAGUCUUAUUCGACAUGUUGAACGAGACAUGGAGGCCACUUCACUGCCGUUUGCAGUGACCACCGACUGGCUGGAGGACGGAAAUGAGACGAUUGGGAAUCAGUUCCAGCAGCCCGACUGGCAGGUGGCUCUCUGGGCCAUAGCCUACUCCCUCAUCAUCCUGGUGUCCAUCACUGGUAAUGUCACAGUGAUCUGGAUUAUUCUGGCUCACAGACGCAUGAGGACUGUCACCAACUACUUCAUUGUAAACCUGGCCUUCUCUGACGUUUCCAUGGCAACCUUCAACACCCUUUUCAACUUUGUCUAUGCCCUUCACAAUGACUGGUACUUUGGCCUGGGCUACUGCCGGUUUCAGAACUUCUUCCCCAUCACGGCCAUGUUUUCAUCAAUAUACUCCAUGGCUGCCAUCGCAGUCGACAGGUACAUGGCCAUCAUCCACCCUCUGAAGCCCCGUCUCUCCUCCACCUCCACUAAGGUUGUGAUCGCCCUGAUUUGGAUUGUAGCAAUCUUACUGGCAUUCCCUCAGUGCUACUACAGUGUGACAAUAUUUUACUACCCCAGAACUGUGUGCAUGGUCGACUGGCCGGAUGAUUAUGGGGGAACACAUCAGCUAAGUUACCAGUAUGCAGUGAUAUUGCUCAUUUACCUGCUCCCUCUGCUGGUGAUGCUGGUGACCUACAGUUUAGUUGGCCGAUCGUUGUGGGGUGGGCGCAUCCCUGGAGAGGCGACGGAACAUUACCACAGCCAAAUCACAGCCAAGCGAAAGGUGGUGAAGAUGAUGGUUGUAGUGGUGGUGACCUUCGCCCUGUGCUGGUUGCCCUACCACAUCUAUUUCAUACUGGGAUCGUUUAACAGAGACAUUUAUAAAAAACAGUACAUUCAACAGGUGUAUCUGGCAAUAUUCUGGUUGGCGAUGAGUUCGACCAUGUACAAUCCUAUCAUCUACUGCUGUCUAAACCAAAGGUUUCGUGCUGGUUUCCGUCAUGCUUUCUCCUGGUGUCCCUUCAUCAAAGUGUCAGAGGAGGACAGGAUGGAGCUGCAGCACACGCACACCUUCAGAGUCACCAUGACGCGCAGCCACCGCAAUGACAGCACACACACCUCCAUUAAAACAAACAACACCUUUGACAUUAACAUGGCUGCCAGCGCUGAGCUCAACACAGAGAGAGAUGCUUGCAUGCAGCCUAAAAAGCAGACGCCGCCGAAAGCACACAGCACAAACAACACACGUGUGGUGAUGAGGCCAGAUGAUAUAAAAUCACCAGCUGCCAGACUUUUGCAGCACAAAAGUGACUACUGAGACAAAUCAUGCAGAGGACAUUCUCCAUGGAAAGGCAACAGGGUUUUUUUUUUAACAGCAACAACGCUGAAAAUAAACAGACUGCGGCCAGUAAAGACAGAGGAGAGCCUGUCGAGUGCCAAACAGAGCUGAGUAUACACCAAUGUGUGUGAGGAGUUGUUCAGUGAACCUGACUUGGGACCAAUUACAUUUUUUUAAAGAGCAUAAACGAAUGCAACUGCCAAGCUGAUGGAUG
Epinephelus fuscoguttatus (brown-marbled grouper) is the source of this 1798-nucleotide messenger RNA. RefSeq names its product tachykinin receptor 2 (gene tacr2). The record is from RefSeq and is a predicted model, not a curated record. Gene Ontology annotation, molecular function: substance K receptor activity. Gene Ontology annotation, cellular component: sperm midpiece; plasma membrane. Gene Ontology annotation, biological process: positive regulation of flagellated sperm motility; G protein-coupled receptor signaling pathway. The coding region runs from base 253 to 1563 and encodes 436 amino acids. The transcript has 7 exons. Lineage: Eukaryota; Metazoa; Chordata; Actinopteri; Perciformes; Serranidae.